Molecule: messenger RNA, 915 nt
Organism: Auxenochlorella protothecoides
Lineage: Eukaryota; Viridiplantae; Chlorophyta; Trebouxiophyceae; Chlorellales; Chlorellaceae
Product: Alternative oxidase, mitochondrial
Exons: 8
Coding region: 1-915 (304 amino acids)
Biological process (GO): alternative respiration
Cellular component (GO): mitochondrion
Molecular function (GO): alternative oxidase activity
Source: RefSeq, a predicted model, not a curated record
AUGCCCCCGCCAUCUGGAAACCAAUUCAGGAGUCGGCGGGUUUAUGGGAAAUGCGUCGCGGCGCCGGCGUCUGCGGAAAAGCUGAGCACCCCGGACCCCAAGGACCACUCCACCUACAAUGCCGCGGACAACGUGAUGCCCCACCCCGGCCUGCGUGCCACCGCCUCCUCCCCCGAGGCGGGUGGCAAGGACAAGAGCUACUGGCUCAUGCAGCCCAUCUACAGCAAGGAGUAUGUGGAGAGCGUGGAGCCCCACCACCAGGUACCCAAGGCCUUCUUCGAGAAGGCGGGCUACUACGGGGUGCAGGCUAUGCGCUCCCUCUUCGAUGUGGCCACCGGGUACGGCCACCAGAUGACGGAGGAGAGGUGGCUGCGCCGCAUUCUGUUCCUGGAGACCGUGGCGGGCGUUCCAGGCUUCGUCGCAGGCAUGCUGCGCCACAUGCGCUCCCUGCGCUCCAUGAAGCGCGACCGGGGCUGGAUCCACACGCUGCUGGAAGAAGCAGAGAAUGAGCGCAUGCACCUCCUGACCUUCCUGCAGUUCAGGGAGCCUGGGCCCUUGAUGAGGGGCACCGUGCUCCUCGGCCAGGGCGUGUUCCUCAACUUUUACCUCCUUGCCUACACCAUCUCACCCCGCACCUGCCACAGCUUUGUCGGGUAUCUGGAGGAAGAGGCAGUCAAGACCUACACCCGCUGCAUCAAGGACCUUGACGCUGGCUUAAUCCCGCAGUGGGAGAAAAAGGCCUUGCCUGAAAUCGCCAUCAAGUACUGGCAGCUGAGCCCUGAUGCCACCAUGAGGGACCUCCUGCUGGCUGUCAGGGCCGAUGAGGCCUGCCACAGCCAUGUGAACCACGCCUUCUCCCACAUGAAGCCGUCAGAGGAGAAUCCCUUCCUUCCAGGGACGGUGCACGUGCCCUAA